UGUGUGUGUGGAAUCUGCGGGGAGUGGAAACAAGAAGAGUUGCUGGGAAUAAACACGGAAAAUGCUCCAGGAGGUUUAAGUGGUUUACCUGAGGAAAAAGCUGCUGGUAUCCGGGAUGUACCCCAACUCCCAGCCGGCCAGGCACCCGGCCCAGACGCUGCCCAUCAACAGCCAGUUCAUGGCGCCCUCGUAUGAGUUCACCGCUUACCAUCAUAUGCCGGGAGUCGAUCCGUCCGGAAGUGCUUGGAACGGCGUUUACCGUGAGGAUUACUCUUAUAGCUUCCCAGGUCCGAGCCCCAGCACCGGGCAGGUGAACUUCACCGCCGCGGAGCUGACCGGCACGCCCACCGUCACCGGAGGAGGAGGCCUCACCCCCUACAACCUUUUCUCCAGUCAGGACCCCUUCUGCACCCGGAGGAGAACCCUGGAGCAUGUCAAGCCUUCUGUACCUCCAGGAGGGAAGACUCGUACAAAGGACAAGUACAGAGUGGUGUACACGGACCACCAGCGCCAGGAGCUGGAGACCGAGUUUCAGUUCAAUCGCUACAUCACAAUGAGGCGCAAGUCUGAGCUUUCCGUGGCACUGAGCCUCUCCGAAAGACAGGUGAAGAUCUGGUUUCAGAACAGACGCGCCAAAGAGAGGAAGAUAAACAGGAAGAAGCUGCAGGAUUCCCAGCAGCCGUCCACGUCCGCCAGCACCCCGCCUGUGCCCACUGGAUCCAGUGACGGCCACAAGGCAACCAGCCCUGGCAGCCACAUUUUGUCCAACACCAUGUCAGAAUACAAGAUGGAGUUCAUAUGA
Dunckerocampus dactyliophorus (ringed pipefish) is the source of this 802-nucleotide messenger RNA. Its product is annotated as homeobox protein CDX-1-like. The record is from RefSeq and is a predicted model, not a curated record. Gene Ontology annotation, molecular function: RNA polymerase II transcription regulatory region sequence-specific DNA binding; DNA-binding transcription factor activity, RNA polymerase II-specific. Gene Ontology annotation, biological process: anterior/posterior axis specification; embryo development; cell differentiation. The transcript is spliced from 3 exons. The coding region runs from base 116 to 802 and encodes 228 amino acids. Gene Ontology annotation, cellular component: nucleus. NCBI's taxonomy places the organism in Eukaryota, Metazoa, Chordata, Actinopteri, Syngnathiformes, Syngnathidae.